This is a messenger RNA of Saprolegnia parasitica CBS 223.65, 916 nucleotides long. RefSeq lists its product as hypothetical. Bases 17 to 862 code for a protein of 281 amino acids. The record is from RefSeq and is a predicted model, not a curated record. Gene Ontology annotation, cellular component: membrane. Gene Ontology annotation, molecular function: manganese ion transmembrane transporter activity; iron ion transmembrane transporter activity. Gene Ontology annotation, biological process: intracellular manganese ion homeostasis. NCBI's taxonomy places the organism in Eukaryota, Oomycota, Saprolegniomycetes, Saprolegniales, Saprolegniaceae. The transcript has a single exon.
UCGCCAUUUCACCAGCAUGACCACGUACGGCUCGACGGGCGGCGACAGCCUCAUGAAGCAGGCGCGCAAGGCGCACACGGUGCUCGACGUCGACGCCUCCCGCGCCGUGCACCUCGCCAAGGUCGGCCACGCCAGCGAGGCCCAUCUCGACAACGGCGGCCACAUCAAGAGCGCAGUCUUUGGCGGCCUCGAUGGCAUCAUCACGACGUUCGCGACCGUGACGUCGGUCGCCGGCUCGGGCCUUCCGCACGCGGUCAUCCUGAUCCUCGGUCUCGCGCACCUUGUCGCUGACGGCCUCUCGAUGGGCAUGGGCGACUACCUCAGCACGCAGGCCGAGACGGACCUCAUCAACCACGAGCGGUCGCGCGAGCUCUGGGAGAUGGAGAACUUCCCCGAAGGCGAGAAGGCCGAGAUGAUCGAGCUGUACGAAGCCAAGGGCAUCUCGUCUGAAGACGCCAAGAUUGUCGUCGACACGCUCUCCAAGUACAAGGAGGCGUUCGUCGACAUCAUGAUGGUCGAAGAGCUCAAGCUCAUGCCCGUCGACGACGACGAGAACCCGUUCAUUGGCGGCCUCAUCACGUUUGGCUCGUUCGUGCUCUUUGGCGCGGUCCCGCUCCUCUCGUACUUGAUCAACUUGCUGCCUGGCGUGUCGCUCACGGGCGACCAAGCGCUCUGGGGCUCGUGCUUCUUGACGGUCCUCACCUUAUUUAUGCUUGGCGCCGUCAAGGGCCAGUACGUCGGCCAGAAGUGGUACCUCUCGGGCAUGUACAUGGCCAUCAACGGUACCGUCGCCGCCGGUAUGGGCUGGGUCAUCGGCUACCUCCUCGCGCUCACCGGCGUCCAGGACGUUGUCCUCGGCUAAACGCGCGUCCUUUAACGGGUCCUUUAACGCGUUUAAAUAUGAUUUUCAGCCACC